AUGAAAAUGUCUGCCUACCUAGGUCCCGAUGACAUUCCUUAUCAGGUCAUAAACGAAGGGCUCCACGUUGUGGGAACUUCCGGCCAGGAAGUAAGCGGUUUGUGGGACGCGGCCGAGACAGUGUCGCUGCUUACAAAGUUUUCCCUUUUUCAAAGGUAUGGGAUAGAUUCUUUCAGUGUUCAUCGUCUGGUGCAAGACGUCAUCCGAAGUGAGAUUGAAAAGGACAAAAUUGAAGUGCGUAUACUUUGCUGUGCAGUGCAAGCAUUUAACCAUGCAUUGACAAAAACACGCUCGCCAGCGGAAGUCUGCCAAAGUUUCGUUGAAGAUGCUGUUUUCAGCGUCGAGAAUCCUCCUUCGUUACAACUGUGGGGCAAGCUGGCUUCGCACUCGACCUAUUUGCAAGAACAUUUGCUCAGCUACUUAGCGAAACAUGAAAAUGAUGCCGAAAGUUUGCAUACUUUGCUCUACACUGAUGCAAUUGUUCGUAUCUUUAACGAAGCAGCGAUAUUUUUUAGCGUUUCGCAGGAGAAAGUGAAAGCUCAGGCAAUGCAAAAAAAGAAACUAGAGUUGUUAGUGCACCUUGAAAAGCCAGCCACUGAGGAAGAUUGCAACUUGCCACAUUAUUUUGUUGAUGUACCUUUAAAAGACAAGGACUACAAGGUGAUAACUUGUUGUAUGAGAAACCCUCCCCCUGAAAACGAGGCUGUGGCUGAAGAAGAUAACGAAAGGAAGAAGGAAGCCGACCAACUCAGAGAAAAAGGAAACAAUGCAUUUAAAAAUAGCAAGCUCAAAGAAGCACUGGAUCUUUAUACAAGAGCCAUUGAUUUGUGGCCUAAUGACCACCGCUUGUUUUGUAACAGGGCCCUCUGCAAUUUGAAACUGGGAAAACCAAGAAAUGCUCUGGAAGAUUGUCAAAAAUGCCUUUAUCUAAAACCUGAUUACAGCAAAGCACUUCAACGAAAGGCUUGGGCCCUGCGAGAACUUGUUGAAGGUGGAAAUAGUGAGCUCGAAGGGCAGAAACGUGCAGCUGUGGCCGUUGCCCUUCACUUCGAUCCCACUCUCCGCCAAGACGAAACGUUUUCCCGGAUGUUUCCCGAAGUGCUAGUUCUUCGUAUCAGAGAGAUAUACAAUGACAAGGAGCUAGCGUUUGCUUUGAUGACGACUCGAAGAAACGAAACCUUGUUGUUACACGAAAGAGAGUACCAUCUUAGUGCCUUUGGAAUUGUAAAUGACCUUCAGAUUGUAGGUCUCGGGCCCCACACUUACUUAAAUUGUGCAAAGUUUUGCCAAAUUAAUAACGCCACAUGCUAUUUUGAAAAUAUUGUGUUUCCUAGAGGGAAUGUUGCUCUAAUCUGCCGUGGAAACAAUGGCGCUGUACACUUAAAUCAGUGUGAGAUUUCAGGAGGAGAGACAAGUUGUGAGGACUUUCCAGAAUGUAACGGAGGUCCAGGCUGCGUGGCGCCCUCUUCAGGGAAACCUGCCUGGGAUCAGACAGGAAGGUUUGGUCAUUCAAUGUCUGGCAUAACUGGCUUUCCCGGAGUCGACAUUUCACACGAGAGCUCUGGAUUGAUUGAAAACUGUGUAAUUCAUAGGUGUGGGGGUGGAGGUGCUCUUGUUUGUGGGAAAGGUUCUCGACUAUUGGUUAAAAACUGUGAAGUGCACAAGAACCACCAAUCUGGGUUAGAGGCGAGGGAAGGAGGAGAACUUGAAGCUCUUGGAAACAAGAUUUUCAACAAUGGUAGUCAUGGCAUUGCGAUUUGGAAGCUCGCUGGGAAAUGUGACAUUAACGACAACAAGAUUUUUGAAAAUGCAAAGGAAGGCAUCUUUGUUGGCGCUACAAAAGAGAAGGUAACCCUACGCAACAACGGUAUCCAUCACAACAGACCCUUUGGUAUUUCCCUUGAUCAUGACAAUUCUCAAGUUCUUAUUAGCAACAAUGAGAUUUUCGAGAAUGGAUUCUGGGGAAUCCUCGCCAAAGGGCGAACAUCGGCACACAUAGUAGGAAACAAACUCGCUGGUAACAAGUGUGGAGGAAUUUUUAUUGGUGUCAAUUAUUCUGGGAGGGUUAUUCUAGAGACAAAUACUGUAAGAGAUCACAGUGGUCCUUGGCUUGAGUAUCAAUUCGCAACUAUUGGUGACAGUUUACCUGACGUCAAAGUGGCUGAUGCUCUGGGUUUUAUGCUUCCGGAGGGUGAAAUGCGUUUUUAUUCAAAGCCUCCCAUUCUAAAAGAAAAUAAACAUUUUAACAAUGAGGAAGGCUUGUAUCAUCCCAGAGAGCUAGUUGAACGACUUAACAAUGGCUGCACUUAUUGUCAUCGUCAAAGAGACAAAACAGUGCAGUUUUUGAAGUGCACAGGAUGUCUCAUUGCAUCGUACUGCAGUAAGGAAUGCCGGCGCAACCACAGACCUAAGCAUGAGACAUUAUGUUUCGCUCUUAAAACUCGUUAUGCUGUGGACGUUGACCGUAUUCCUCUUACUAUGCCAGGAUUAGAAGUAAUGCCGCGGACGUUUGGCUCUCACUUAGUGGGAAUUGGAGAGGGUCCAAAACCAGAACCUAACAGGGAGUUCAUUGUCAAAAUUCAAACACAACAUCUGAACAGCCACCCACUGCAGUUGCUGACACUUUACGACCAAAGUGUCACUAUAGAUUGUCAAAUACAAAGUCCAAAAAUCUUCAACGUGAUAAAGGACUGUGGCGUUCUUGGAGCUUUAAACAAGUUUACAAGUAAGAAAUGUUUUUUCUGGGCCAUGUUUACUGAGCCAGGAGGAAAACUGACAAUUUAUCUUGAUCAUUUGGCUCCUUAUCAGAAGUGGUAA
Messenger RNA from Pocillopora meandrina, 2817 nucleotides. NCBI's taxonomy places the organism in Eukaryota, Metazoa, Cnidaria, Anthozoa, Scleractinia, Pocilloporidae. The record is from the annotation of a GenBank genome assembly.